Durio zibethinus is the source of this 1446-nucleotide messenger RNA. RefSeq lists its product as uncharacterized. NCBI's taxonomy places the organism in Eukaryota, Viridiplantae, Streptophyta, Magnoliopsida, Malvales, Malvaceae. The record is from RefSeq and is a predicted model, not a curated record. Gene Ontology annotation, molecular function: cytoskeletal motor activity. Gene Ontology annotation, cellular component: myosin complex.
AAUCAAUGCAGUUUUCAAUCAAACUUCUUAUCAGACAGGGACACACCCCCAACUGGAUCCAGAUCACAGGAUGGGCCCAUCGGCGCAUGAUGUGGAUUCCGUGACAAGCACACCUGAACAAAGCUAGCUUCCAUUUCCACCUCUCUCCCUCUCUGUCAAUUUCCCAAAAAACCAAACAUCGGCCGCCGGUUCCGACUUGCACUGAUCGACAAUGAAUCGAUACAAGGCACAAACCCGAGUCCAGAUCGAUGAAUCGGAUACCCCCAAGUACAACGACGAUGUACAAGACGAAGAACAACAAGAAGAAAACGGGUUGCGAUUGAGACCGUCGGAGAGCAAUGUAACGGAAGAUCAGGAGCCCUUCAUGGGAGUCAAAGUCAGACGAAAAGCUUCCCUCCGCCGAGAAUACAAAGGAGACUACUUGGAUAUCCCCUCCCGUCCCUUCUUAAUGAAGAUCUUGCAAAAACAAGGUGACAAGCAAGUUUUGUUUGCCGAUAAAAUUUUGAAGUUCACUUCAUCAGGGAAGAUGAAACGGCGGAUUCUUAUGAUUACUGAUUUUGCAAUAUACAUUGUUGAUCCUGACACCGAUUCACUUAAACGCCGGAUAGCUUUAGCAGCCGUAGAUAAGAUGUGUUUGAGUGAAUUGAGCGAUAAUUUCUUCGCGAUUAUAAUUCCAACAGAGUAUGAUUUACUUAUGGCUAGUACUCGCAAAACUGAAAUCGUUACUGUCUUGGUAGAAGCUACCAGGAGUGCUUCUGAAUAUGAACUUGAGGUGGUUUUUUCCAAUAGGUUUGAAUAUAAUGCUUCUGCUGACCUCGUUAAGGAAGUUCAGUUUGAGGAAGUUGAAGGGGGUGUUAGAACAAGAAUUGUUAGGAAGUAGGUGAGUUGCCAACAUGUAUUUGCCUUGCGUGAGACCUUGUGGUGAAUUGCACUCUUCAAAAUGUAAAAAUUAACGAUUCAUUGGUCUUUGUGUGAGGUUCUGCUCUGCUUUGAGGCGACGCUCAAAAGUAUGUAGCUUACUCUUUCACAUAUUUUGUAAUUCUUAUUUCAAGAAAAUAGUUUUGUAUAAAAAAUUUUAGCUUUCGUUCCAUUGGAUUAUGAGAUGUGAUAUCUCCACACUUGGUAGAUAUUGUCACAAUAGAAGAUGCCUCCUUCGUGUAACUUUAAUGAAGUAUACUAUUUUCUGCAAUUCAAGUUGUGUUCUGAUUCAUAUCACAUUGUUGUCGCCCGGGAUUUUGUUUGGGACAGAUGAAAAAUUUGCGUGAUAUGCUGAUAAUGUGAUCAGAAAUGGAUUACCCAUCAGUUACGGUUGAAAUUACCAUCCCUAACUUCAACACGAUCGUCUCAUAUUCUUUUUGCACAUGCGUAAAUUCAUGAUCCCUUAAAUUACAUGCCUUUUGUGUUUUUUUACUUGCUCAAUUUGAUGUGAUUUCAACGUACUUAUUU